AAGGGCAAGAGCGGCGAUGGGAGCUGUGGGCUGAUUGGUAAAGAUGGAAAGAGGGAGAGGAGGAGGAGGAGGAGGAGGAAGGAACCUGGGAGGCUCUGGCCUGCACAGGAGCGUUUAUUCCCAGUCCCAGCAGCAGUACCAUUACCCAGCCUCCUCCCAGGGGGGCUGCAUGGAGAUCCAGGAGCUGGCUUCCAAGAGGGUGGACAUUCAGAAGAAGCGAUUUUACCUGGAUGUCAAGCAGAGCUCCCGAGGCCGCUUCCUGAAGAUCGCCGAGGUGUGGAUCGGGAGAGGCAGGCAGGACAACAUCAGGAAAAGCAAACUCACCCUCUCCCUCUCGGUGGCUGCCGAGCUGAAGGACUGCUUGGGGGACUUCAUCGAGCACUACGCCCACCUGGGCCUGAAGAGUGGGCAGGGGCACGAGCACAGCAAUGGCAAAGAGCAGCAUCCCCGGCGGCGCCCGCAGCAGCAGCAGCAGCACCCCCCGCCCUCACCACCGGUGUCUGUGGGCUCUGAAGAGCACCCUCACAGUGUCCUCAAAACGGAGUACAUCGAGAGGGACAACAGGAAGUAUUACCUGGACCUGAAGGAGAAUCAACGGGGUCGCUUCUUGAGGAUCAGGCAAACCAUGAGCAGAGGACCUGGCAUGAUGGGUUAUUUCGGCCACAGCUUGGGACAGGAGCAGACGAUCGUCCUGCCGGCUCAAGGGAUGAUCGAGUUCAGGGAUGCUUUGGUGCAGCUGAUUGAAGAAUACGGCGAGGGGGACAUCGAGGAUCGUCGGGGGGGGUGUGAUGAGCCCCUGGAGCUCCCCGAGGGCACCUCCUUCCGUGUGGACAACAAACGCUUCUACUUUGACGUGGGAUCCAACAGGUACGGGAUUUUCCUGAAGGUAAGUGAGGUGAGGCCACCCUACCGUAACACCAUCACGGUGCCCUACAAAGCGUGGACACGGUUCGGGGAGAAUUUUAUCAAGUACGAAGAAGAGAUGAGGAGGAUUUACAACAGCCAUAAAGAAAAAAGAAUGGAUGCCAGAGGGGACAGUGGUGAAGAGCAAGAGGGGCUGGAGUAGAGUGCGUUGGACUGGCCGCCUGGCAAAAUCAAUGAAGCAAAACAAGGAGAAAUCGGUGAGAGGGACUGAGCUAGAGUAAUUUCAAGUCACCCCAUUUGUUUUUUUUGUAAAGUCCUUUGCUGGUAGUUCUUGCUAACUCCAGUCCGUAAUGUUCUAAGAGUCUGGUUAUCACCAUAAAAUUACACCCAAAACAUCUCCCUCUUGUCUGAUGAAAGUACCAACCUCCCCAGUUCGUAUGAGUCAGCUGCUUCGAGUGUUGAAGACUAUGGAAGUACAUGUAUCAGCAAAAAAAAAAAAAAAUCUGGCACUCUGACCUUUAAAUAGUCUAGAUAAGGCUUGUGUUGCACUUCAGCAUGAUAGGAAAAAAAAAAAAAACCAAAACCAAAACACAACAAAACCCAAACAUUAUGCUGAAAUGUAUCAGUUUCUGCUUAUGAUGGGUUUUCCGGGACUGAAUUCUGCCUCUGCUCUCUCAAAAAGGUGAGCAGCACAGCUGUAGGGCAUUUAUGGGCAAAAGAAUCAACCUCGUGUGAAUUGCUGGUAUGUGUAUGAGGAGAGGCUGAGGUUUUAAAAUUGGCAUCUACUGAUGAUUGGGUUUGAAAUGAUAUUCUGUGCGGGUAAAACCUCCGUAACUGGUCAGACCUUUCUAACAUGCUGGUGAAGAGCAGAAAAUUUGGUGUUCAUUUCAUAGUUUUGUGCUGGCAGAACAACCCAAGUAUCCCAGGGUAGCAAAGCACUCAGCUCAAGUGCUCCUCCGAAUUAACGGCAAGGAAUAAUAACCCACUCCUCACCUCUGUGUUCUGCCCAAGCAAGGCUGGUGAUUGGCUGAUGGGUUGACUGAUUGAUUCUUCUAAUGCAUUUGUUCCAAAAUUUCUAAAGGUGUUUUUGUAUCAGCAGUGUGUUCUGGGUUCCAUCAGGCAGCUGUGGAGGGGGUAGUUGGAGGGGGAGAGACCACCACGACCGAGGUGGUCUCCCAAAUGUGAGGAUUAAUGCAGCCAGGAUGUUACCCACGUGAGGAAAACACCUGGGUGGUUUUCUUCACCCACUGCCAGAGAGACCUUUGUGGGGUUUGGUGCACCACUGGGUUUAUAUCUAAAUGGCAUCUCUCUCAUCCUUACCUGUGGAGCCUUUUGGAAGCCGUGGCCGAUGCCGCGGCCGGUUGUCUGUCGUGUUGUUUUUACAGGGGUUGUUGUUAGGAGGUGACACCCAUGCUCUGCCAUCACCCCCUCACACCCACUCAGAGCUGGGGCUCUCACUGAGCAACCUGAGUCCUGACUGCCCCCCUCCAGGUUUCAGUGUCAUCCCCCUGAAGCCUCUGUACCAUCGGUUUGACACCACACCACAUAAACCCUCUGCCCUGGGGGGGAAAUGUGGACGAUUACCUCUUGAGGAGGUUGAUGAAAGAUUCUAAAAUUCUUUGUCCUUUCUUAAAAUGUGAAUACUUACAAGGGGCUUCUCCAGCCCUUGGGUGUCCAGCUCCCUCCCCUUUGAAACCAGCGGGAGUUUGAGCUCCAGGUACUUGGUGUUGCCCACCUUUAAGGUUUUGUCUUUUAAGUCAGCAUUACUGUGUCAGAUCAGAUAUUUAUAAUAAUUCAAAUAAUUUUUUUUUUACAGAGUGGCCUAGUGUGCAUGUGAACCAGCUACU
Messenger RNA from Calypte anna (Anna's hummingbird), 2711 nucleotides. It is a transcript of the gene PURG, whose product is annotated as purine rich element binding protein G. Gene Ontology annotation, cellular component: nucleus. NCBI's taxonomy places the organism in Eukaryota, Metazoa, Chordata, Aves, Apodiformes, Trochilidae. The record is from RefSeq and is a predicted model, not a curated record. The coding region runs from base 44 to 1066 and encodes 340 amino acids. The transcript is spliced from 2 exons. Gene Ontology annotation, molecular function: DNA-binding transcription factor activity, RNA polymerase II-specific; RNA polymerase II transcription regulatory region sequence-specific DNA binding; purine-rich negative regulatory element binding. Gene Ontology annotation, biological process: regulation of transcription by RNA polymerase II.